Molecule: messenger RNA, 2109 nt
Organism: Kwoniella shivajii
Lineage: Eukaryota; Fungi; Basidiomycota; Tremellomycetes; Tremellales; Cryptococcaceae
Exons: 3
Coding region: 1-2109 (702 amino acids)
Biological process (GO): protein phosphorylation; intracellular signal transduction
Cellular component (GO): cytoplasm
Molecular function (GO): protein serine/threonine kinase activity; ATP binding
Source: RefSeq, a predicted model, not a curated record
AUGUCUCUUAUAAGGGAACAAAAGCGUAAAUCCUCAGUCUCUAUUGGUCAAGCUGUCUUUUACCCCAACUCAUUACCACCACCUCUACGUCGGCCAUCAAAAGCCUUACCUCCAUAUACAUCUAGACCUACCACACCUACUUCCCCAGUCGCCAUGUACAAUCCUUCCACCAUUGCUACACCUCCCCGGCAAUCUUCCACAUCCACAACAGUCCUGGACCGUUUCAGUAAUAUAUCUGAAUAUCCUUUCCCUUCUCAAGAUUCUCUUCCGCAUCUUAGUCCCACUCGAAAACUUACUCAUCUGUUCGACGGCCUGUCUUUCGCUACUCCUCGAAGCAGUAAUCAUGAUACCUACAGCCGCUUAUUGUAUAGUGCGGGCUCCGAGCCAGAUUUAGACAUUACAACUCCUAACGCUCUUCCCCUGUCUGACCUUAUCGAUGAAGCUUAUAUUGAGGAAGAUGACAGUCACACUCAAACUCAAACUAGUCCAGCCGCCAAGCUAUACUCGUCACCGGCAUAUAUCCCAUCCCAAGAUGGAUUCAACUUUCCUCAGCCUCCUCCAGGUGCAACAUUACCCAAUCAUAGUGCAUUCAAACUUGGCUCACCACCUAAGCAAUCUUUCAGUCCUCAAUCAAGAUUGAAUGUAGGAAAACAACCAUCAUGGAGCGAAAGACAGAAUUUAGACAUUAGAGUGAAUCAAACUUCAUAUGAGCCUCCUUCACCUUUAUCAGGUCAUGGUGUAUCUCCUUUGAGUACCCCAUCUCCUAUGACAAAUGUGAAUAGCUCGCAUAGAAUGGAGUAUCUUUUCCCGAGUGAAUCACAAUUUCACGAUGUCUUCUCCUCAGGUUAUCAGUCGAACGCCCCUAGACAUGUACAAGUAAACAAUCAGCUAUUCACUCCACCAUAUACCGAGGCGACUUUACCCGCGACGACAAAUAGUUUACAACUGCAUCAUCCACAUUUGUAUCCUUCAGCACCAGUAUCUCGUUGCAGUACGCCUUCGGUCAUACCUCAGCCGAUCAUCGAAUUACCUCAGUCAGAAGUUGCCGCUCACUAUUUGAGAGGCAAAAGUCUUUGCCCUUCCUUUGCAAGAAGGUAUAUUAUCCGUGAUGAACUCGGUUCAGGUGGUUUCGGAUUCGUCUGUUCAGCACUUCAGACAGGCUACAAGAACGUUGCCGGUAUUGAAGUUGCAGUCAAGUUCAUACUCAAAGACAGAGUCCAAGAAUGCGAUUACGCUAUGCUCGAAGGUGAACCUGUUGAGAGUUUUGUUUUGAGCAGAGUACAACAUCCAAGUAUAAUUGGGUUUAGGGAAUUCUUCGAGGAUGAAGAAUUCUUCUAUCUAGUGCAAGAACUUCAUGGUGAUCCAUGGGAACCCGGACAUACGCUUGAAGCAGCGGAUCCGUUAAGCAAUCCGAUCCCGACUGCGACACCUGCGGCUCCUAUUCCAACCAUAAAUACACCACAAACACCCGGAUCAGCUUUCUUAUUUUCUCCCGUUCAUUCUGUUGAUUGGUCAAAGCUCAAUCCCAUGUCAGGCGAGAAUGGAAAAAGACCAAAUAUGGCGAGGAGGGCAUCAUACGAUCUUUUCGAAUGUGUCGAACAUCAGAGGUUCUCCGAAGAUCAAGCUAGAAUGAUCUUCAGGCAGAUAGUCGACGCUGUAGGGUACUUGCACAGACGAGGCAUCUAUCAUCGAGAUUUGAAGGACGAGAACAUCGUCAUUGAUCGGAAUCUAUGUGUCAAGAUCAUCGACUUUGGUUCUGCGGUGAUUGAAGAUCCCACUCUUCCUCCAGUACUUUAUGAUCACUUCAGAGGAACAAUGUCAUACGCUUCUGCAGAAGUUCUGAAUGGUAGACACUAUCUCGCAGGUCCAGCUGAUAUCUGGUCUCUGGGUAUCAUACUGGGUAUCAUUCUUACCGGUGAAUCACCAUUCCCAAACACAACUUGGGCGAUGGAAGGAAGAAUCAAGAUCAAAAGACAGAUACCAGGAGGUGCUUUCGAUCUAAUGCAACGAUGCCUACACACCGAUCCAAGAAAGCGAGCAAGAAUUGGUGAAGUAGAAAGACAUCCUUGGUUGAGAGGCAUGUUGGCUCAUAGGGGUAGUAUUUGUUAA